AUGGCACUUCCUUCAGAAACCUCGGUGUUGAUCGUAGGCGCCGGCCCCGCGGGAUUAGUCACCGCGAAGACAUUAAAACAGGCUGGAUACACUGUCACCGUUUAUGAGAGAGCCGAGCGGGUUGGAGGCAUGUGGAGGGAUGAGCGGGGAGGAUUUGGCGAUAAAUGCAGCCCAGAUAUGCGAACAAACCUCAGCAGAUUCACAGUGGCUCUUCCUGAUCUUUCGUGGAAAUCCGUUGAUCCAGAGGCUCUGCAAUCUGGUGCAAACGCACCGCCCAUGUUUCCAAAGGCUUGGCAAGCUGGGAAAUACCUUGAGACGUACGCGGAGACUUUUGGAAUCAUUGAAAAUAUCAUCCUCCGAACAUGUGUUAUCGAUGCGCGACUACAAGACAAUAAGACUUGGAAAGUAACUAGUGAUGAUGGGUCCGGAAAGCACACCACCAUCACGUUCGACCGGCUCAUCAUCGCAAGCGGCUUUUUUGGCAAACCCUCCAAAUCCUUCGAUCCCUCAGCAUCUAAAAAUCUUCCAAACAUUCAACACUCUUCUCGUUUUCGCAAUGUAUCUGAGUUGAGUGGGCGGUCUGGAAAGAUUGCCGUCAUUGGAGGGGGCAUCAGUGGCUCAGAAGCAGCAUCACAAGCGGCCUUUCAGAUUUCGAAUGCAAGGCAUUCUCCUAGUAGAGAAAAGCCUGCCCAUGCUGCAAGCACAGUCUAUCAUAUUUUCAAUCGACCUUUUUAUUGCCUGCAGCGAUAUCUGCCCCAAGAUCCGCAAGACAAAGACGGAAUAUUCAAUCAAGCGCCAAAGUUUCUUCCUCUUGAUCUUGUUCUCUACAACCUCUCACGGCGCGGUGAUGGAGAAAUAACAGCAGCCAUCGCUACUGUACCGCCUGAAAAGGCAAAAAAAGGACAUGAUUUUCUGAGGUCGAGUUUAGGAGGCGACCAGAGUGAUUUUGGAUAUCCAAAUCUUACAUACGAUGCAGAGCACAUGCAACACCCUGGGUACACGGGUAUCACGGAUACGUAUAUGGAGUUUGUAAGAGAUGGGACCAUUGUACCAGUGCAGGGCUGGGUGGAUAAGGUCGAUCAGCAGUCGGAAAGCGAACUUUUUGACAUUGAACUAAAACAAUACAAGCCAUGGUAUCAUGCCUUAGAGAAGGAGGCAUCUGGCACCAGCAAACUAACUGACGUAACUGGUAUAAUUGAAGCUACAGGAUAUAAGACUGACCUCGACUGGCUUGACCCUCAGGUGAGGGAACUGCUAAGUGACAAAGACACAUUACCAAAUGCAAGAAUACCGUUCGUCCUGUCACGUGGUUCCAUAUUCGCAAACAAGUUCCCUACCCUUGGCUUCGUUGGAUUCUACGAAGGGCCCUACUGGGGAGUAAUGGAGACCCAAGCUCGUUUUCUUGCAGAAACCUGGGCCAAACAGGAAACAUACAAGCUUCUACAAUCUCUAGACCGUGAGAUCUACAGGCCAGACGCUACAAAGCACAUGCGCGAAGCCAUGAUGAAAGACCCCCUUCAAGUCCCGCAGUUCUGGAUGUCAGACUAUGUCGGCCUAAUCGAAGAAUUCGCACGCGAAGCAGGUCUCUCACGCGACGACUCCGCCUUCGACGGCAAACAAACCGGUCCCGCAUUCCCCUCACGCUACCAAGGCGCAAACUCCGGGCCCCAAGCCAAAGAAGUCGUCCAGGAAGUCGCCGAACUGAUCAAAGCAUCCUCUGAAAACGCGCGCUUCGUCGCAGCAGCCGUCUUCACAGCCAUGCAAGGCGUCUGGAACAUUCACCGCAAAAUCGAAUCCCGUACCAAUACCCCCGGCGGCAUCUUCACCGGCACCGCGCAUUUCCAUCCGCGCGAGCCGACAGAUGCCGCACUCUACUCCGCAGAGUAUCUCUACAUUGAAAACGGCACCUUCGCCAUGGACAACGGCCUCUCAUUCCCCGCAACCCGACGCUACGUAUACCGGUACUCGGAGGCCCGCGACAAGAUUACAGCGUGGUUCGUAUCCGAGGAUAACGAGAGCGUAGGCGCGCUCUUCAAUACGUGGGAGUUUUAUGCGCCGGAGAGGAAAGAUAGCGGGUGGAUGGCAAGGGGGUAUCAUUGGUGCGACCCCGAUACUUACAGGAAUACGUGUGAGUUUCGGUUCAGAGGGGUGCGGAUUGAGCGGUUUAUGGUGAGGUAUGAGGUGCAGGGCCCGAAGAAGGAUUAUCAGCAUGAGAGUUGGUACGAGAGGCCUAGGGCGAAGGAUUUGAAGAGGGGGGAAUAA
Messenger RNA from Bipolaris maydis ATCC 48331, 2262 nucleotides. RefSeq lists its product as uncharacterized. NCBI's taxonomy places the organism in Eukaryota, Fungi, Ascomycota, Dothideomycetes, Pleosporales, Pleosporaceae. The record is from RefSeq and is a predicted model, not a curated record. Gene Ontology annotation, molecular function: oxidoreductase activity.